This is a messenger RNA of Plasmopara halstedii, 927 nucleotides long. RefSeq lists its product as uncharacterized. The record is from RefSeq and is a predicted model, not a curated record. The coding region runs from base 1 to 927 and encodes 308 amino acids. NCBI's taxonomy places the organism in Eukaryota, Oomycota, Peronosporomycetes, Peronosporales, Peronosporaceae. The transcript has a single exon.
AUGCCAAGCACGACCAAGGUGACACUGUUGUUCGCCCAUGGCGGUGGGUUUUGCAAGGAAACUUGGGAUCCAAUCAUUCGUCGGCUCAAGGAGUCUCAAGCUGGGCAAAAUGUGGAAACGGAAUUUGUCACCUUUGACUUUCCAUAUCAUGGUUCAAAGCGCGACCCAGCUGCAAAAGAGAUGCUCAAAGUGGAUCUGAGCAAACCAAAUGCGCCACGAGUGUGGAAUGAAAAACACGAUCUUAUUAAAUGGACGAUUGCUGCUGUGCAGGAGCAAGUGACGAAAUGGAAAGACAUAAUCAUGUGUGAGAAUUCGGGAGGAAGGGAGAAACACAAACUCAUUGGUAUUGGUCAUUCGAUGGGGUCUGAGGGACUUUGGGCCACUGAAGUCGCGCAUCCAGGCACUUUUGAUGGUCUCAUUCUGUUCGAGCCUGUAUUGAUCCAAAACGCGCCGGAAAAUGACUAUUUAAUCGAUUUUUUAGUCAGCCUGACACUCAAGCGGCAGGCGUCUUGGCCUUCUCGUGCUGCUGCUGAAGAGUAUUUUUACAACUUGAAAAAUUUUGCCAAAUGGGAUCGCGAAACGCUUGCAGGAUACAUGAAAGGUGGUCUUGUGGAGGAAGAGGACGGAACUGUCACCCUUGCUUGUCACCCGAACAUCGAGGCGUCUUUAUAUUGCCAGCCGCCGUUGUGGCUGACAGACGACGAACUGCAACAGCCUAAGUGUCCUAUCACUUUUCAUUGGGGAACCCGCUCAAAGUUAUGGUUUGGAGAUCGUUUCAAUGCGCUGGAGAGCAAAUUGCCGCACUUGUACAAGGUACGUGAACCUAUGGAAGGCAACUCGCACGUAUUAGUCUUGGAGAACCCAGCGCUAUCUGCCGAAAAAAUUGCUCACGAUCUCGCGGAGCUAAAGCUCAAUGGUGGCUUUUGA